AUCCUUAUCCGUCAUUAAACUACAAAACAAGUGUUGGUCAGUUAGGUAAAAUGUUACAAAAACGUGUAAUCGAUGUAUCAAUAAUAUCGCAAGGCUGCAUUAAUGUCACUCGCAAUUAUCUGUUGAACUGUACAGCGACUGCCUAGUCUAUCCACAUCUGCUACGUCCCAGUUGGGAUAUUUGUUCUUGCAUGUCCUUGUCGCUAUAUAGAAAGCUGAGCUUGCUUAUUUAGAACCGAUUAAGGGAUUCUGAGCUCGAUUGAGAGAUCGUUUCGUUUGGAUUUGCAGAAUUAUCGCACUGGUUUAUUUCAUGUGACUUAAGCCGUCAGUCAUCUGUGUUACCGCAGUGUAAGCCCUUAACUCAGCAUGCACCCUGAUCUCUCACCUCAUCUGCAUACGGAUGAAUGCAAUGCAAUGAUAAAUCUUCUAAAACAGUGCCAUACGGAGCACAAUGUAACGAGGUUCUUUGGCACGUGCAAUGAUAUGGACCGGGCAAUGCGGCACUGUCUUAAGGCAGAGAGGCUAGCUAAGAGGGAGAAAAGCAGACAGCACGCCGAAGAGAUGAGGAAAAGGGUGAAAGAAGGGCCGAGGCCUGAGACGGAUUAAGACCGGCGCAUCUGGAUGUUGAUUGAACCACAGCAGCGUUUCGAAUCUGUCAUAACCACUUCAACUGGAUGUGGGAUGGAUGGGGUUGGGACUAAUUUAAGACUUGUAAAUGUUACCCAUUUGCCAAUAAAUCACUGUUCAAUAAGACACCUGCUGACGGAUCUGCAUUUGUUUGUAGUGUAAUGAUGAAAAUAAAAAUCGUUGAUUAAAAAAAAAAAAUGUAUUUUUUCACAUAGUUCGUCAGUGAGGUCAACCAAAAGAUUACACUGAACGCAGCUCCAAGAUUGAUUCACUAACCUUCUCUAAACCAUAUUUAAAUUGUAAGUUAAUUAUGUGAUUAACAUGUAUGAUGAACAUGUUCACUAAUCUUGAUUGAAAUGUUUACAGUGGCUGUGUUGUAAUAUACGAUUAAUGCUGGUUAUGGGUUACCCAUAGAAAAGGAAAACAACUAAAAUAUGUUCUUAAGCAUAUUACUUUGAUGCAUGUGUCCAAAAAUGGACCAAUGGAUUAAAAUAACAAUACAUACCUGAAUGAAUAUAAUUAAUUUAUUCAUCAUGACACUUUAUUCAUCAUUAUUUAUAUUGUGGAUAAUUCAGAAAGUUGUGGAGGGAUUGAGGGAAUGGAAAAUGGCACAGCAGACUGUAAAUAAAAUUUCAAAUAAAUACAAAAAUAAACUGCUUUCAAACACUACUUACAAUGCCAAUACAAAACAUACCCUGUAAUAGAAAGUAUUCUGGCAGGCAAUACAUUUAUAUCUACAGUAUAUUACAUGCAGUUCAUUACACAAAUGGCUAGCCUCUAUAGUCUAUGCACUGCCUGUGUCUGAUUGGAAAACUGGACAAUCCUCUGAAUUAUCCAAACUAUUUUCCACAGAAGUCGUUAUU
Messenger RNA from Gadus chalcogrammus (walleye pollock), 1489 nucleotides. It is a transcript of the gene cmc2, whose product is annotated as C-x(9)-C motif containing 2. Lineage: Eukaryota; Metazoa; Chordata; Actinopteri; Gadiformes; Gadidae. The coding region runs from base 366 to 605 and encodes 79 amino acids. The record is from RefSeq and is a predicted model, not a curated record. The transcript has 4 exons. Gene Ontology annotation, cellular component: mitochondrion.